This is a messenger RNA of Rhododendron vialii, 2489 nucleotides long. Its product is annotated as E3 ubiquitin-protein ligase At1g63170. The coding region runs from base 889 to 2148 and encodes 419 amino acids. The record is from RefSeq and is a predicted model, not a curated record. Gene Ontology annotation, molecular function: zinc ion binding. The transcript is spliced from 5 exons. Lineage: Eukaryota; Viridiplantae; Streptophyta; Magnoliopsida; Ericales; Ericaceae.
ACUCUUCUAUCUAUCUCAAAACCGUCGCCCCAUCUCUUCACUAUCUCUCUACAUAUAAGUUUUGUAGAGAGAGACAGAUAUGUAAGGGUGGGUUCUUGUACUUUACCGGGGGGAAAAAGGGGGUUUCUUGAAGUAUCCUAUCGGAUGCUGGAGAUUUGAGGCUGAUUGUAUCAAUUGGUUGGUGGGUCUCAAAUGGGUUGGAUUUUGUUUCUCUUGAUAAACUGUUUUGAUCGGAGUGUUUCAAGAUGGUCAACGUUUUGGUGUUAGGGUUUUGAUUGUGGGUCUGAUUCUGAUUUGUUUUUUUUGUUUUUUUGUUUUACUGGUCAAUCCGUGUUGUCUUCGGUAGUUGAGCUUAUAAUUUGCAUUAUUUUCAGUUACGGUGUGUUUAUGUUAUGUUUUAUUGUGCUUUCCGAUGCUCUGGAGUCUGGACUGUGAAUGAAGGAAAUAGGGUCAUAUGCAUAGAAAUUGAUUUGGAUUUCUAGAUUUGGGUUUCUAGGCCUGCCCUGAUGCCUUUUGGCUUUGAUUUGCGGCAUUGUUCCGCAGCAAAAUGUCCCUUCAGCUUCUCGGUUCUUGGAGGUAUGGGGGGCCAUUGUUUUAAUGGCAUUCUGAGAGCCACCACUUUGUGCAUUUAUUGUACGGGGUAAGAAAAAGUUUGUAAGAGGGGCUGGAUAUCACAUUUCUGAUACUGUUAUAUUUUGGUUCUUGACUGGAUUGAGAAUUGUCCAUCUGUCCACAUCUCUUGCUCUUGAAUACUUAAUUUGGGUCCAGCUGGUUGCUGCAUGAGACAAGUGCUUAGUUGUUUGUGUACGGUGGGAAAGUUGGAUCUGAAGUUGGAAUUAUUACAACGUCAUAUGCAUCCUUUACUUGCUAUUCUGUUGAUGGACAUUUAUGGCCAUUUGCGUACUGGGACUGCAUUGCAAAAGUGAGACCCAUAAGUCGCCAUUACUAAUGGAGCGGGUGGAAAGCCAUAACGAUCGCGAGCACAUCAUCGACAUAAGAAGCAACAGUGAGGCUUCCUCAUCCGGAUCAUCACACGAUAUAAAUGGCUUGGACACAUUGCAGCGUGAAGACCGGUUCUCUACAACUGUGCGGACCCCCAUCUUUCAAACUUCAAUUUCCUCUGCCAACGGAUCGAACUCAAGGAACUCAACUGUCGUUAGGAGGGGGGAUGGACAUGGUCGUCGCCGUAGGAGUCCUUUAAAUUCUGGGUUAUGGAUAUCUAUUGAAUUGAUUCUAACAGUGAGCCAGAUUGUUGCCGCUAUAGUUGUUUUGUCCUUGUCAAGAAACGAACAUCCGCAUGCUCCUUUGUUUGGAUGGGUUGUGGGUUAUGCUUUCGGAUGUACUGCUACACUUCCUCUUCUUUAUUGGCGUUGGCAUUAUCGCAACCAGUCGUCAGAGCAAGAUACAUCUCAGCCGCGUUCGGGUUCUACUCAGAGCACCGCUCCUGCCUCCAGUGUUUCGAUAACUAGGACUUCAGAGGGCGAAGGUAGGCCCACUGCCACAACUCCUAGAGGUGCUCAAAGGACACCAAAUCCAAGACUCAAAUCGCUUGUAGAAUACUUCAAGAUGGCUUUAGAUUGCUUCUUCGCAGUAUGGUUUGUGGUUGGCAACGUUUGGAUUUUUGGAGGCCACUCUUCGUCCUCUGAGGCUCCCAACUUGUACAGAUUAUGUAUAGUGUUUCUCAUCUUUAGCUGUAUCGGAUAUGCUAUGCCAUUUAUUCUAUGUGCGACAAUCUGUUGCUGCCUUCCCUGUAUAAUUUCUAUCAUGGGCUUCAGAGAGGAUUUGACUCAAAAUAGAGGUGCCACACCUGAAUCGAUAAAUUCUCUGCCAACAUACAAGUUUAAGAUAAAGAAAUCAAGAAAUGGCAAUGGUAGAGAUGGUGGUGAAGGUGGGAUUGUGGCUGCAGGAACAGAGAAGGAACGCACUAUAUCGGGAGAAGAUGCGGUUUGCUGCAUUUGUUUGGCAAAGUAUGCAAACAAUGACGAGCUUAGGGAGUUGCCAUGUUCCCAUUUCUUCCACAAGGAGUGCGUGGACAAAUGGCUGAAGAUCAAUGCGCUUUGUCCUCUUUGUAAGGGAGAGGUAGGCGAGAGCAUUUUGAGUUCACUUUCCGCAACAACUGGUAGCCUGCCGCGAGAGGAAACACAAUGAGCCUUCCCAGCGUGCCUAUACGAACUAGCGACCCAAGUUCGGAAUUUCAAUUUCGCAUGGUCACCCAAAAGAGCACCCUUCUGUCCUUUUUCGGUGUUCUUUUAGGUUGGAGGAGUUGUAGCGUAGUAAUGAAUAUUCAAUGAUGCUGUUAUGAGCCUCUGUAAUAGCAAAGAUUUUCCAAUGUUGAAAGUCCGAUGUGCAGAUCUUGCUAAGUUGGUAAGGAUAGAAGCGUUUUUACUUAUGAAUAAAGUUGUAGGGAUAUAAAGGUGUACAAUUUGUUUGAGCAUAUUGUUGCGAGUGCCUCUUUAGAACCUGAAAUAUAUACCACUGUUUUCGUUUAA